AAGAGAUCUUUAAUUGGCUACUUUAUUUUACUGUCAUGCUGGCCUCGGGCUGUUGAGAUCCUGGUGGACAGCAGAACAGCCUUAAAAAUCUGCCUGAAAUGGCCCUUGGAUAUUUUCCAGUGGUGCCCCUUUUACUCUUACUGGAAUCUGCCAAGAUUACUGGAGAAACCACAAGCCAGGUCACAACUUCUCCUCCAACAAGUAUGUCCACAUCAGAGCCACGUAAUUUCACAUCCGUGCCUGACACCACUGGUGGCAUGAAAACUACCCCACCAGCACUGAAGAGCACAGAGUUCCUCCCCUCUUCCGUGGCUCUUCUCCCUGACACGACCAGUCCGUGGAGCACCGUUGGAGAAAAAAGUCUCCCUGGAGGAGCCACAACGCUGCUCUCCUCUUCCUCACCUGAAGGGUCCACUCCUGCUGGCACCUCAGAUGUCACUGCGUCUUCUUCAUCCCUUGCAAUGACCUUCAUCUCCAGCACUGCUUUUGGGGGUCCUUCCAAAGAAGGGACCACUCAACCAACAGAGUCAACCAUGCUCAUCAUCAGCUCCACCACAGAGGACACCAUCUCCAUCCCUCAUUCUCCAACUCCCCAAGACAAGAUGACAUCUGAAGAUGUAUCCACCACCAUCUCCACCACGUCACAAGCAGAAACCACGAGUGAGAAACAUGCUAGUUCUCCUCCUACCACAACUGAGACAAUGACAAUCUCCCCCUCAUCGGUUCCCCUUCCUACUUCAUCAUUAGCGACCUCCACACUUCUGAGUGCCACUUCU
Protobothrops mucrosquamatus (brown spotted pit viper) is the source of this 776-nucleotide messenger RNA. RefSeq lists its product as uncharacterized. NCBI's taxonomy places the organism in Eukaryota, Metazoa, Chordata, Lepidosauria, Squamata, Viperidae. The record is from RefSeq and is a predicted model, not a curated record. The annotation marks the transcript as partial. The transcript is spliced from 2 exons.